UCUCAACAUCUAAUUUUCUUGUUCUCUUCUUCUGAUAAUCUUCACAAAUUUUCUGCAAUCUCUUCCCCUACUUUUAUCCAGAGAUGUCCCCUGCAGAGACAAACGGUCCCACGAGGGCCUUUGUGACCUUCUUGGCUGGAAAUGGAGACUAUUGGAAAGGUGUGGUUGGCCUUGCCAAGGGCCUAAGGAAGGCCAAAUCUGCAUAUCCUCUUGUGGUGGCUGUCCUGCCUGAUGUUCCUGAGGACCACCUUCAGAUUCUUCACUCUCAAGGAUGCAUUGUUCAUGCAAUUGACCCUGUCUACCCUCCUGAAAACCAAACCCAAUUUGCCAUGGCUUAUUAUGUCAUCAAUUACUCCAAGCUUCGUAUUUGGGAGUUUGUGGAGUAUGAGAAGAUGAUAUACUUGGAUGGAGACAUUCAAGUGUUUGAAAACAUUGAUCACCUUUUCGACAUGCCCGAGGGCAAUUUUUAUGCUGUGAUGGAUUGCUUUUGUGAGAAGACAUGGAGUGAAUCUCCUCAGUACAAGAUUGGGUACUGCCAGCAGUGCCCGGAGAAGGUGCAGUGGCCAGCCGAGUUGGGCUCACCACCACCACUUUACUUCAAUGCCGGCAUGUUUGUCUUUGAGCCUUGUGUUCUAACUUACCAUGAUCUGCUAGAGACCCUCCAAGUCACCCCUCCUUCCUUGUUCGCCGAGCAGGACUUUCUGAACAUGUUCUUCAAGGACAUAUACAGUCCUAUCCCACCUAUAUACAAUCUUGUUUUGGCUAUGUUGUGGCGCCACCCUGAGAAUGUCGACCUUGACAAAGUGAAGGUUGUUCACUAUUGUGCUGCGGGAUCAAAGCCAUGGAGGUACACAGGAAAGGAACAGCAUAUGGAGAGAGAGGACAUCAAGAUGCUGGUGAAGAAAUGGUGGGACAUUUAUGAUGACGCUUCACUGGAUUACAAGAAUGAUGAUGAUGUGGAUGAUCGUGUGGUGAAGGAUGACGAGCAAGUAAAGCUUGCACCCUUUAUUUCCAGAUUAUCUGGGACUGACGUUGAUGAGCAAAUAAGUGCACCUUCUGCAGCUUGAUCAACUAGUCCCGGGGUAACGUGACGCCGAUUUGGCUUUGAGAGCCAGACUUCUAUGUAUUAACUAUUUUAGCUAUACUAGCUACACCAGCUUGUGUGUGUAGGAAACUACACUUUCUAUUAUAUAUACUCCAUAAGUCUAUAUGGGGUUGUGUUUGUAACGUGAACCGAGUUUGCGAAUAAAACGAUGCUAUUAUGUA
Pyrus x bretschneideri (Chinese white pear) is the source of this 1266-nucleotide messenger RNA. RefSeq names its product galactinol synthase 2. Lineage: Eukaryota; Viridiplantae; Streptophyta; Magnoliopsida; Rosales; Rosaceae. The record is from RefSeq and is a predicted model, not a curated record. Gene Ontology annotation, molecular function: glycosyltransferase activity. The transcript has 4 exons. Bases 84 to 1067 code for a protein of 327 amino acids.